Molecule: messenger RNA, 573 nt
Organism: Paramuricea clavata
Lineage: Eukaryota; Metazoa; Cnidaria; Anthozoa; Malacalcyonacea; Plexauridae
Source: the annotation of a GenBank genome assembly
AUGGAGGAACACCAAGAGGAAUACGAUGACCAGAAAAUGGAGGAGUUGAAGGAAAAGUAUCCGAACUACGAAGAAAUGGAUAUAGAAACUUUAGAUAGCGAAUUACCGUACCUUGACAAGGAUCUUAGGGAAAGCGAGACUACUGAGGAGACCCAGGAUAUUAACGAGGAAAUUAAUUACAUACAGGAACUGAGGAGGAGGAAAAUGUUAAGUGGGGACCUUACGAGAGAGCAAUUAGCUGAGAAAUUCCCUGACCUAUCUAAUCUAUCAUACGAUGAUCUAAUGGAUAGGGGAGACAGACUGUUAAAUGAAUUAAUACUAUCCGGUUUGGACGAAGAAGAUUUCAGGGAAAAGUCGGAAGAACUGAGAUACGUCAGAAUGCUAUCAAACGAUUACCAAAGAGAGUCAAACUUAAAUAAACUUCUCAACUUAAGACUAGAAAAUAUGUGGAAAGUAGGUGACACAACAGGAAAACUCGUAUACAAGUAUGAAUACCACAGAAAGAGAACUACAGCCUGGCUUCAGGAGGAGCCACAUGACAUCUAUAAGGACCAGGACCCUAAAGUUACUUAA